AUGGGAAAGAAGGGAGGCUUUUCAAGAGGACUUCUUUUAAAAGACUACAAGAGAAUCCAAGAAAACCCCAACGAGUAUUACAGUGUCGGCCUUGUCGAUGGAGACAUAUACACGUGGGAAAUUCUAAUCUUCGGGCCUAGGAUGACGCCAUACGAAAAUGGGAUCUUCAAAGGACGGAUGCUCUUCCCCCUCGACUAUCCGGAUUCACCGCCGAGUUUUCGUUUCUGUUCGAAGAUGUGGCAUCCAAAUAUAGAUGAAAACGGAAAUGUUUGCAUAUCUAUAUUGCACAAUCCCGGGGAGGAUGAGUAUGGAUACGAAUCUCUGGGAGAUAGAUGGCUUCCGGUAAGAACACCUGAAAGCGUGAUACUCAGCAUAAUAACGCUUCUUACAUCUCCUAACUGCGAAAGCCCAGCAAACGUGGAUGCAGCACAGCAUCUGAGGGAAAACGAAAAGGAGUACAAGAAGAAGGUAAUGGAGCUGGCAGCUAUAACCCUGGAUCUUUAUGAUAAAGAAAGUUCAAACUGA
Molecule: messenger RNA, 525 nt
Organism: Encephalitozoon intestinalis ATCC 50506
Lineage: Eukaryota; Fungi; Microsporidia; Unikaryonidae
Product: ubiquitin conjugating enzyme E2
Exons: 1
Coding region: 1-525 (174 amino acids)
Biological process (GO): ubiquitin-dependent protein catabolic process; protein polyubiquitination
Molecular function (GO): ubiquitin conjugating enzyme activity
Source: RefSeq, a predicted model, not a curated record